This is a messenger RNA of Cordyceps militaris CM01, 1923 nucleotides long. RefSeq names its product transcription factor (predicted). Bases 1 to 1923 code for a protein of 640 amino acids. The transcript is spliced from 3 exons. Lineage: Eukaryota; Fungi; Ascomycota; Sordariomycetes; Hypocreales; Cordycipitaceae. The record is from RefSeq and is a predicted model, not a curated record. Gene Ontology annotation, cellular component: nucleus. Gene Ontology annotation, biological process: regulation of DNA-templated transcription; DNA-templated transcription. Gene Ontology annotation, molecular function: DNA binding; DNA-binding transcription factor activity, RNA polymerase II-specific; zinc ion binding.
AUGCCCAAAGCCCCUCGCAAUCUUCAAGCUUGCCAAGAAUGUCGCAGCCGCAAGGUCCGAUGUGACGGGGUCAAGCCCCGUUGCAACGUGUGCCUGCGGAGGAACGAAGCCUGUCAGUGGCCGGCGCGGCUCGUGCCAGGCAACUACCAAUUGGUUUAUGUCGAGGAAGCGAUUCCAGAGCAGACUCGGCCCAGACAAUCGCCUGGUCAUGAUGCCUAUCCUUCGCCGGCGCCGCUGGCGGGUAAGCCCCUGCCGGUGCCGCUGAGGCAGCGACUCGUCCAUCUCUUUUCACAGACACAUCAUAUGCUGGAACUUUGCGGCUGCAUCGACCUGGACAUGGUCAACAGCGCGACCACUACGGACACGGAGGAUUUUCUACUUCAGUCCAUCCUGGCGCUGUCGUCCUUGUACCUGACCGAUGUCGAGGCCGCCUCCGAUUCCCGCUUCACCGAUUCCAAGAGCCUCCUGUGCUUCUAUAGGUCCAAGGCCCAAGCGUCAUCUCGCGCCCUUUCCGACAAGCCCUCAAUAAUCACCAUCCAAGCCAACCUCGUUCUCGGCCUCGGCGAGCUCCUGACCAUGGCCACAUCCAAGGCCUGGCUGCACAUUGGCCUCGCCAUCCGCAUGGCCCAGUCGCUGCGCAUGCGGCGCGAGCACAACCGGCGCCACGUCCCGCGCCAGCGCGAAGUCCGGCGGCGCACCUUCUGGGCCUGCGUGGUGCUCGACUGCCUGGUCGCCUACUGCACGCACCGCACCCAGACCAUUGACCUCGCCCUCGUCCAGCUCCAUCUUCCGUGCCACGAGGUGGCCUUUGCGUUUGGGCACGAGAGUCCAGGCCCGACUGUGGCCGAGCUGGGGCGCGGAACCCGCGACGGGCCGGCGGAACAGGCAUCGCUGGCGUACUUUGUCAAGACCUUUCUGCUGUGGUCGCCCGUGGCCCGGAUAUACGUGGAUGGCGGCCGGGGGGCCGAGCAGUCGGGAGCGCCCAAACCGGUCGUCAGCUCGGGCGACUAUGAAGCGGUCAUGGCCGCGUGGCGAGACGCGCUGCCGGACGAGAUGCAGUUCUCUGAACGCAACCUGCGCGCGCAUCAGUCUCUAGGGCAGAUGGCGCAUUUUGUCAGCAUGCAUUUGCUCGUGCAGCAUGCCACUUUUCUGUCGCACCACGAGUAUCUGCCACACGUCGAGGAGAGCGACGUGGCAAGCACACUGGCGGCGGCGAGCACACUCAAGGACAGUGACGCCGAUGCGAUCCUAAUUUGUCUACACGGGGCCAACACAGUCGUCGCCAUGCUGAGGCUUGUGGACAACAUCACGGCAGGGCUCAACUACACGCAGCUGGGCGUCUGCGCCGGUGUUCCCAUCGUCACUGCGGCGAGUGUUUUGCUCUGGGCGCACCACUGUAGCCGCGCCGCCACGCUGUUUGUGCGCCUUUCCGACGAUGAGGUGGCACGAGCGAGAUAUGAUGUCGACUAUCUCAUCGGGAUACUGGACUCGUGGACCAAGACGUGGCGGUUGGCGAGAGCAUGGGCCAAUUGCGUUCGGCUCUUGGACGAAUUCUACCAAUCUAGGUACCGCCGGGGCAAUCAACACGUCAACAACAGCAGCACCGAUUCUGUUCCCUCUCCGACAAGCGGCGAGUCGGUGCCAGUGUCUCCCAUACCCCUGCGCGAUGGCGACGGAUACCCGGACGUGACCAUGAUCCCGACCGAAACGUACUACAAGGUCCGUCUCAUUACGGGUCUCAUUCUUGAGCAGCCAGAGCUUUGCAAGAAGUUUUUGCGGACGUCUUCAGAGGAAACUCCCAGUGAUGGUGGGCUGCAAGAAUCUGUAGACCUAUGGGGCGUUGAUAUCGAGGAUUUUUUAUGGAUGAAUGACCCAGAUUUGGUCAUGGCUGCUUCGACGCUCUGGAGUGAUUUUACACUAUAG